Molecule: messenger RNA, 1324 nt
Organism: Zea mays
Lineage: Eukaryota; Viridiplantae; Streptophyta; Magnoliopsida; Poales; Poaceae
Exons: 7
Coding region: 166-1014 (282 amino acids)
Biological process (GO): peptidyl-serine phosphorylation; protein autophosphorylation; autophagosome assembly
Cellular component (GO): cytoplasm; autophagosome; cytosol
Molecular function (GO): protein serine/threonine kinase activity; ATP binding
Source: RefSeq, a predicted model, not a curated record
AUCUGAAAGUAGCUCUGACGUUUUCUUUCUGUUUCAUGAGCCAUUGCAUUCUUGGGCCUGGUCUGUUUGCUCUAUAAGGGCAGUAGGAGAAAGGGCCCACAUAACGAUCAUGGGCCGUUAUCGUAUUUACUUACGUGAUUUGCCGUGCUCUCCCGUCUUCUCGCGAUGGGGAGCACCGGCGACACGACGAUGGCCGAGGCGGAGGCGCCGGCGCCGGUGGGUGACUACGAGCUGCUGGAGCGCCUGGGGGGGCGUCCCCCGUACACGUCCGUGUGGCGAGCGGUCUCCCGGUCCACCGGCACGCCCGUGGCUGUGAAGCAGGUGCGGCUCACCGGCCUCCCCGCGCGCCUCCGCGACAGCCUCGACUGCGAGGUCCGCUUCCUCGCCGCCGUCAGCCACCCCAACAUCAUCCGCCUCAUCGACGUCGUCCAGACCCAGAGCUGCCUUUACCUCGUCCUGGAGCUCUGCGAGGGCGGGGACCUGGCGGCCUUCAUCCGGCGCAAUGGGAGCGUAGACGAGCGCGUGGCCAGAAAUUUUAUGAAACAGAUCGGAGCUGGCUUACAAGUGCUGCACCGGCACCAUGUCGUCCACCGGGACUUGAAACCUCAGAAUAUCCUGCUCUCUUCUCCGAGAAGCAGCGAUGCGAUCCUCAAGAUAUCUGAUUUUGGUCUUGCAAGGUUUCUUGGACCCGGGGAGUACGCAGACACAUCUUGUGGUUCUUGUUUGUACAUGGCCCCAGAAGUGAUGCUGUUUCAAAAGUACAAUGACAAGAAGCAACGUGCAGGUGGCUGCCCCUCUUGUCUAUCUGGAAUUCUGAAUUCAACAACACUGAUGGCCGUCUCCCUUCAGCUGCUUCAGUACAUCAACAGAAGCACGUCUCUCCCGUUCUCGGAACCACUGGCGUCUACCUUAGGCCCCGAUUGUGUCGAUAUAUGCACCAGGCUACUAUGCACUAAUCCAGUGAAGCGUCUGUCCUUCCAAGAGUUCUUGGACCACCGCUUCUUCAGAGUAUGAGUGCCCAAGCCAUGGGGACCACCGGGCAGCGACAUGAUCUGAAGAACAUCAAGAAGUUUCUUGUCCUUGGAGUGCUGACUGACUCUGUUAUAAAGCGUUCAGAAAUUGAUGCCCAGUGCUCGUCGUCUUGGUUUUCUGUUCGCGUCCAUUUCCUUCUCCAAAGAGCCAUGUGGCCAACGUUUCAAUCUGUUGUGAUCUGGUCUGUACUGUUUCAAUCUGCUAACAGUAGGAGUUUUAAAGAUAUUUAGUCCAAAACAGAACUCCAUCUUUUAUUCAAAGCGGCAUAAACUAUCCCAUUUUAUUGAGCAAA